Cetraspora pellucida is the source of this 459-nucleotide messenger RNA. NCBI's taxonomy places the organism in Eukaryota, Fungi, Glomeromycota, Glomeromycetes, Diversisporales, Gigasporaceae. The record is from the annotation of a GenBank genome assembly.
AUGCAAGGAAUGACAGUUGAACAAAAAUGUUCUUGCUUUUUCAAUGUUGAUGCCACAUUCGAAGUCCCAAGACAAGAAGAUUUCUGGACCGUUUAUGCCUGCUGUCUCAUAGAGUAUAACAAAUUAAGUACAAGGCAAGAAGGAAUACCUGCUAAUAAGAGAAGAAAUACUAGUGUGUGCAUUGAAGGCAUAUGUGAAGCAAAAAUCAAGAUUACAUAUAUCAUUGCGACUCGAACUGUUCGAGUUGAACAUUUCAAGAAUACACCUCACCAUAGUCAUCCAAUUGAAGACAGUGAUUUGCUAAAUACACUGGAAGUAAUUCGACAAUUGGUAGCCCAAGAGGCAAGUAAAUCCUACUUGCCGUCAAGUAUCGUCAUGACAGUCAAGGAACUUGUUCAAAAAAAUGACAUCAGCACACUUGCUCAAAACUUGACUCAAAAAGACGUUGCUAAUAUUUAA